GUAUAUUUAUUCAGACAGACGGGCAAUUAUAAAGUGAGAUUCACCGCAGCAGGUGUGACCACAGGUGUGUGUGUGUGUGUUUUACUUCAAGAGUUUAAAUAGCCAACCACAACCACACACAGUCCUUUAAACCACAAGGUUACCAGAAGACCAGGAAGGUGACACCAUCAGGACCGUGAGAGACAACAUGAUGAAGAUCAAACUGCUUCUGCUGAUCUGGACUGCAUCUGUGAACAGCCUGCCGUGGCAGGCCUCUCCCCUGUCUGGCGUCAGCCCCUGGGGUAUAGGAGAGGGUGAAGAGAGAGGAGAGGACCCAGACAGCAGCUCAGCCCGGAUUGGCCAGGACAGUAGAAAAGGGCGGGGUCUCGCCUUAGAAGGGUUUCCGGUAGUCACGCCUACCACAUUCCCUCAACCAACCAGAGUACAGGACAGUGACCCCUCUCCCAGACCUGCUUACGUGAGGAGGGGGCGGAGUCUCAAGGUUGAUGACAUCGCCAGCGAUGACAUCACAGAGGAGCUGACAAUGUCCUAUAAAACUCUUCCUGGUUAUAGUGAGGCCCGGUUGCUAGGGGAGGAGUUUGGUGAUUAUGGGAUGCAGAGGGACUCACCCGGCAGUGAAUCGCAUACCGGGAAAGACCCGACAGAUCACAAUGACUCCUCCACAUCAAACGACUCUUCCAAAUCAAGCAAUUCUGUUGACUCUAACACCUCUAGUGAUUCAAGCGAUUCCUCCAAGUCAAGUGACUCUAGCGAUUCAAGUGACUCUAGCGAUUCAAGUGAUUCCAGCGACUCUAGCGAUUCAAGUGAUUCCAGCGACUCAAGCGAUUCCAGCGACUCAAGCGAUUCCAGCGACUCAAGUGAUUCCAGCGACUCAAGCGAUUCCAGCGACUCUAGCGACUCAAGCGAUUCUAGCGACUCAAGUGAUUCUAGCGACUCAAGCGAUUCUAGCGACUCAAGUGAUUCUAGUGAUUCUAGUGACUCAAGUGAUUCUAGCGACUCAAGCGAUUCUAGCGACUCAAGUGAUUCUAGCGACUCAAGUGAUUCUAGCGAUUCUAGCGACUCAAGCGAUUCUAGCGACUCAAGUGAUUCUAGCGACUCAAGUGAUUCUAGCGACUCAAGUGAUUCUAGCGACUCUAGCGAUUCUAGCGACUCUAGCGAUUCUAGUGAUUCUAGCGAUUCAAGUGAUUCUGGCAAUUCAAGUGACUCUAGUGAUUCAAGCAACUCAAGUGAUUCUAAGUGAUUCUAAAAGUUCAAGUGAAUCAAUCUCCAAAGACAAAUAACGGCAGUGACUCUAGUACCAGCUAGGCAGCGAGAGAGAGAGAGAGGAGAGGAGAGAGAGAGAACAAGACAGAGAGACAGAGACAGAGAGAGAGAGACAGAGAGAGAGAGAGAGAGACAGAGAGAGAGAGAGAGAGACAGAGAGAGAGAGA
Molecule: messenger RNA, 1430 nt
Organism: Salmo salar (Atlantic salmon)
Lineage: Eukaryota; Metazoa; Chordata; Actinopteri; Salmoniformes; Salmonidae
Source: RefSeq, a predicted model, not a curated record